UUCACAAUGGCUGCGUUCAGCAGACGAAACAGUUUACUUAUUUUCUGCUGAACGACAACUUUUCUCAACGUUGCGUGAAACAGUUGUGGGAUCAGUCGCCAUUUUUUGGAGCGUAUUUAAUUUUUGCUACCUUUCAAGUAAACAUGUUGAGUAUUAGGUUUUUGAGGUUAAGAUCAACUUACAUAGAUUAAAGACGAGGGCACAGAAAAAUAAAAAGAAAACAUGGAAGUUCUAGAAUUAUUUGACCCAGAUCUCGAUCAAACUUUCAAAAUUCAGGUGACUGCUAAAGAAAAGCAUCUAGUACUGAAUGGAGAUUAUGUGUUAGCAAAUACAUUAUUAAGAAAAGCCCAAGAGGCAUGUAAUAUCGAAGUAGCGUUUCAGCUUGAGAAUGAGGAUGAUAUAGAUGAUUCUAAUGUUACUUUUAGUCAAGAAGGCUCUGCAGAAGGUUCACUCGAAGGUGAAGUAGAAGUGGAAACCAAUUUAGAGCCUGAACAUUUUGAGUGGACAAAGCAAACAACCAAAUUAGUGCUUCAGCUCUACAUGGAACGAAAACUCCAGUUUCGAGACCCUAAAAUUAAAAAAAAAAGUAUUUGGAGAGAUUUGAAAAACAAAUUUUUGGAGAAAGGGUACAAAGGUGUGAAUGAAGAUAUUUUAGAUAGGAAGAUGAGAAAUAUGAAAAAAAGGUACAGGACCAUAAAAGAUAACCAACAAAAAACGGGUGCUAGUCGGAUUAGUUGGGAUUAUUUUGAAAUGAUGGAAGAAAUAUUUUUGGACGAUAAAACAGUUAAUUUUGGAGAAACGUUGGCAUCUUCACCUGUUUUACUACCUUCUCAACAGGCUCUAUUUAAUAAUACAUUUUGUGUGUCUUCUCAACAGGCACAAUGUAGUACUCGAAGUAGUAUCAGUAAUACAUCUUGCGUACAGCAAGAAAACUUAAAUUCUCAUAAUCAUAAUCUCUUGCCAAGAGAAGUCACUCCAGGUACAUCAUCGAUGUCUAGAUGUGUAACUCAAACACCAAAAACAAAAAAAGCCCUCAAAAGUCGAGAAGUGUAUUCCAUGCGACAAAAAUUGAAAACUUUAGAUGAAACAAAGGUGGAAGAAUUAAAAAAGUUGCGAGAAAGUGUGGAGGAAAAUAAUCGCAUACAAAAAGAAAGAAAUGAGAUAUUAAUGAAAUUAGUUAACAAAUAGGUUUGUUUUGGUUAAUAAAAAUAUCUCCAUGAACUGUAAAACAGGAAAAACUUUAUUUUCAACUGUAAAAAAAUGGUAUUCUUCAUAAAUUAUCACUUGUCUCGAAAAAUAUUCAAAC
This is a messenger RNA of Psylliodes chrysocephalus, 1306 nucleotides long. NCBI's taxonomy places the organism in Eukaryota, Metazoa, Arthropoda, Insecta, Coleoptera, Chrysomelidae. The record is from the annotation of a GenBank genome assembly.